UGGUUCCUCUUUGCCAUUCUCCCCUCAUCUCCUCGCUCCUUUGUUUUCCUUUUGUGAUACUACCUUCUUCCUUCAUUCCUACCCUCUUUUUGUCCUUCCGUCUCUUCGUCCUUCAGUUCGUCUUAGUCUGUCUUGGUGUGAUGUUUGUGUGUCCUUUGUGAUGUGUAUCCACUCAAAAUCUGACAUUUUUAUUUACCAGUCAUUCUUUUUCUUGUCAUUCAUUUUAACCGGAACAGUUGCUAGCUGUGGUUGCCCUGCCGUAAACUUUGGUACAUAGCAGUGAUGUGUACAAAGUACGACAAUGUGUUUUUGUGAGCCACUCACUGAGCAUUUUCAUCAGUAACAUUGUUGCCCACAAAGCUGACUCUCAGGACAUGACUUAAGCUCCAUUGCUCCCAUAACUGUCUGAGAAACUGUGCAUAACCUCUAUGCACACAGCCCUCCCCUCCUUGCCAAACAUUUCCCAGUCUUGUGCUGUAGUCCAUUCCUUGAGAUUACCCCAGUUUCUGUCACUGUGUUGUACUGUGCAUACAUCCAUAUCACAAAGACUUAACACUUACAGUGUGGCAACAAGGAAGACUUUCAGCUCCAUCAUGCUACAUGCACUUCAGACAUAGUUCAAAAUCUAAGACUGUUAUUGCAUCUGGCUCAGAAUUUGAAUCUUUCCCCCCAACAACUUAAAGAUGAGUGGUAGUAUAAAAUCUAAAUUAAAUGUAGUCUAAAUGGCACUUUCAAAUGUUAGCAAUAUAUAGACUUUAUUACAAUCAGUCAUUUACCCAUUCAUAUACAUGCACACACUCAACCGGCCUGUGUGUGAAUGAAUGAGUGAAUGAUUGAUUGUAUUGUAAAGCACUUUGGAGUUUUUUGUUUUUUUUAACUUACUACCUUACUUAAAAAGGAAAUAUUGCAAGGUUUUAAUAGUUUAGUAGUCUAUUUUUUAUCAUGUUGAUUUACAGUGCCUAUAAAUAAAUAUAAGCACACCACAUAAACUGCUGCAUGAUCUGCUUGGAUGUUGAGUUAUUAAAUCUGAUGACAGAUGAAAGGAGGACUAGAUGGGCCUUCACAAUGGAAUAGUAGUUCAAAAAAAGCUUCUGCUUCACUUAUGUGGCUCUAUAGAUGUGACAAGUGGUGGAAAGAAAAAAACUAAGUGAGAUAACGAUGGUUUCAUCACAAACUAUUUUCACAAGUUUUGUUGGUAAUUAGUGCAAUACCAUCUAACUGUAUCAGCAGCAACGCCAACUGUGUUUUUUUUUCUUCGAUGUUUCAAAUAUGAAAGAAAUUUUCAAGUUUUAAAUCCAAUAAAUAAAACUAGGUUUUCAAAAGUGUUUUGAAAAAAGUUCAUUUUGGGGGGAAGUGUUGGAAGUGAGCUUCCGACCACAAAGAUUCAGUCAUAGAUCCUGGAGCUGACUAAAGUAAAAGUAAAGAAGCAUUAUUAUUUUCUAGCUAUUUAUAAAUAGUGCAAGUCCAAAAAUUUAAAUCAUCACAGGGCAAAUAUCUUUUUGUAGAUGUUAUCACCCCCCUUUAUAUGUUCAUCUCAAAUGGAUAUGGAAUCCCUUUUAAUCUACAAAAGUGGUCAAGGCCCACCAAACUGAAUCAGUGACAAUAUUAAAGUGACACAAUCCAAAAUAUUUAUUGUACAAGGAAGAUCCAUUAAUAAAAUUGAACCUGACUCUAAUUUGCUGUGCAGGUUGACCAAUUAGAUGACAAUUUAUUUGAAGGGAAACGGUGACAGUUUUCACUUAUUUCACAAUGGACUGCAAAUCAUAAACAACAAAACUGUUAGAUUUUUGAAGGAGUUGGAUUAUUUCACAAUAUCUUACUUAAAUGGACCUAUUGAAAUAUGUAAUUUACUUUGUUUAUUACAUGUAAAAAUAUCUGGCCUUAUUUAUAAAUUGGAUUGUGGCAUUUUUAGUUUCCCUCAGAGAGUGCCUUUUUAUGUAAAUACAAGUCACAAAGUUUGUAAUAAAAUAGUUAAUUAUUUUAAACACUCACUCAAGAUCCCUCUAAAUUAAAACUCCAUGUUCUCACUGUUUUUGUGUGAAAAAGCUAACUGUUUGGGUCACCUUUUUACAGAGCUGAAAGUAUCCCCUCAUAAGUUAUGUUCUUACAUAACCCAAGUCUGUGUUGCCUGUAGUCUUAUUGUGUCCCCCCUUUCACCCUGUUUUUGAGAAGAAGAGACCAUGGAGGCUCUUACAACUGAAUACGAGGAAGAGGAGGAAGAGGUGGAAGAGGAGGAGGAGAGUGCAGAGGCGGCAAUGUCUGAAGCAGCUCUUGAUGAGCAGCAGUGGAGUGGGGAAGAGCCUGAGCUGGACAGCCCCAAAGCUGAACUCGUAGAUCAGACAGAGGCCUUAGACGAGGCACAGGUUAUAGACCUGGGGCAGUCUGAGGCAGCUAGUGCUGCCACAGAAAGCUCUGUGGACAGAGAGGAUGAGGAGGAGGAUGAGGAGGAGGAGGAUGCAGAGGGUGAGGAAAGCCAUGAGACAGGUGUGUCCUGCCCUCUGCUCUCCCUGCCUGCAUGUCACUGCAUUUGCCACUCUAUUACAACGCAAGAUGUGUCAGAAAGGAAGCAAAUAACAUAAGCAUUAUUAUUGUACUGGAAUGGCAAGUAAUCCUCUCUGCGCUCUGCUGCGGCUGCAAGGCAACACAGGCUUGUUGGUGAAAAGAGUCACAUUGUUCAGAUUAACCUGUUUUUUUUUUUUUUUUGUGUGUGGUGUCUUUGCUUGUGUUAUUUUUUUAUUUUAUUUACUUGAUGUAGUUUUUGGGGCCGGCCAUUUCGUGUUGGUAUAAUGAUGUGAAGUGACGCUAAACAUAACCGUGCUUUUUCUUUUUAAUUUCUCCAGCUUAUAAGCUUACUAGUUUCUCAUUAUGUUCAGACAUAAUGGCUUGGUGCUGGUAUGCCAGUGCUGCACAUUUAAUGUUACCAUGAAUUGCAGUAGAUAGAACAUGCAUUGCAUUUUUAAUCACCAGUCUCAGUACAGAGAGUUCAUAAGAGAGCUGUGUUUGGUGUGUCUUGCUCAGUGUGAUACAGGUGUUUGUUGAACCAUAUGUAUAUUUGCAAUUGUAUCAUCAUCAAAAAAAGCAAAAAUAUAUUAAUUUGCUUUUUUCCUUGCCAUUUGUGAGUGACAUGUAGCAUUUCUCUGUCAUUCUUGGGAUGCUUGUUUCUUAGAUGAGAAAAUUACAUGAAGUUAUCAUAGUUCCAUGAGAUGCUCUAACAAAUUUAUGAUUUACAACUUUUAAUUAAAGUGUAGCAAUGAUUUUCAAUGAAUGACAGAAAUGCUGUAUCCCUUAUAGUUGGUUUUGAUGCAUGGGUACUCCUCCCAUCUCUUAUAACUGUUUUCCCAUAAAUCAGCAUUACAGUUGCCUCACGCCGACUCCGUCACACUCCAUCUCAUGUCUUUCAUCCAUCUGUGACAUGGUGGGCCCUUAAUCUUGCCGUACCUCUUCAGUGAUGGCUGUAUUUGUGCUCUUUGAAGAUGGAUGCAGACAAGCAGGACAGUGAGUCGAUGAGCCCUGACAGCAUUGGAUCAGAAAAGCGCCCUGAGGAAUUUUUUGAGCCUCAGAUGCAAGGUUUCUUUGCUGGUGAACGAGUUGUACCAGAGAGCCCAACCAUGGAUAUGCCAUCUUUUGUGCCUCCAGAUGUUCAAAUCCAAGCCAAAGAACCAGUGAGAUCUCUCACACUUCAGCCCACAUAUGGAGAGCCAAUCACAGUGUCAGAAAAACAGCCAUCGGUGGAGGUGGUGGAGCUCAGCAGCAUCACUGCUCCUUCUGACUUCUCUUCGAUGGGAGUUAAAGUUCAGGCAGGAGACACAACUAGAGAGGCCAGAGACAAAUCAGGCAUGUCGGCAUACUUUGAAACCUCAACUGUAGAGGCUGAGGAAGGUACAGAAUGUAAGGGCGAGGGGUAUUAUGAACUGAGUCGAUCUGGUGAAAAAACAAAUAAAGAUGAUUCCAAGUCCCAAGAAGUCAGCUACAGCACACUGGCAGAAGCUAAGGAUAACCCUGGAAUAAAAACAGCUCCACCUGGAGAUACCGACAUGUUUGCAAUUCCUGAUAGAAGUAAUGAAUGCAGGCUUUCACCCGGUAAGCUUGCCUUAGAGCAGAGGAGUUACUCACUCAACAUCACCAUUGGAACAACAGAUCAGAGUGGACAAGGCAGGCAAAGAAACUUCACCCCACUGGCCACAGACAUCAUGUCAUAUACAAGUGGCAGUCUUGACGAGUCAGCCGACUACCUUCCAGUUUCUACACCCUGUGUAGAUAAGCCUCCAUCAUUUCCUCCCCUUAUCCUGGAGACUGCUGCUUCUGUCACGUCAGAUUCCUCUUCCCCUCCAAGAACUGCUGAACCACCAUUAAAGGUCAGUCCAGAACCUGAAUCUCCUGAAUCACCUGAACCAAAUAAAGGCCCUUACAAAAAUGGAUCAGUGAUGACACAGGACUUGCCGGAAAUGCUAGACCUUGCUGGUACCCGGUCCAGGCUGGCUUCAGAAAACGCAGACCCUGAAAUAAUCCGGAAGAAGUCACUCAAAGAUGAUGAACCUAUUUUCACUGAUGAUCCUCUCACUAGUAUGACCUCAGGGGAGUUGAGUCCUGGUGUAAGAAAAAGUGAUAGUCAACUGGAAGAGAUGGGGUAUUGUGUAUUCAGUGAAUAUUCAGGACCUAUGCCAUCCCCUGCAGAUGUCCUCAGCCCUACAAACACCUGUGGACAUGAUUUUACCCCUUCUGUCUUGGAGGAGAAAGUUGCUGAACAGGCGAGAAAAUUAGCAGUAAGAGAUACAUCCUUGGAAGACAAGACUUUGUCAUCUGGAGGCGCCAAUGUUUAUGAGAGGGAUGACCAAAGCCAAGGGAAAAUAAAUGAUUCUCUUGAAGAAAGCAGCAAAUAUGAUUCAACAAAAUCUGUAAGUGAGACACCUUUUGGUCAGCUUAGUGAGCCCUUUGUGACUCCAACUGUCACUGUGACUCUAGAGGAAGGAGAGAGGUCAACGAGUGAGACCGAACGCCAAGCCAGUGGUGAAGGUUCAGUAUCAGAAACCGAGAUCGCCGAUUAUGAGAGGCAGAUCCGCAAGCUGGAAAUGGAGGACAGGCCUCUAAGUCUUGAGGAGGAGCGGGAACUCCAGGAGCUCCGGGAGAAAGUGAAGCUGGUGCACCAAGAGGCCUACGAAGAGGUGGAUGCUGAGGAUGUUUACCAGCUGACUGGCAUGGCCAAGGACCGCAUUGCCAGGCCUGUGAAAACAUCACCUACUUCAUCUGUAGAGAGCAACAUUGAUGAUGACAAACUGCUUUCCCCAGUACUCUCACCCUCCAAACUUAAGCAAAGAGAAUUGUACGGUUCACCCAAAAGAGCAGCUUCGCCUGUGUCAGGAAUAAACAAAGAUGAAAGGGCCGAACAAGAGAGGAAAAUGAAGGAAGACCAAGAAAGGGAAGCAUCUGAGCGAAUAAAGAAAGAUGAGGAAGAAAGAAGAAUGAAAGAGGAAGCAGAAUUCAAAGAAAGAGAGGAGCAGGAGAAAAGGGAGAAAGAAGAGGCAGAAAGGAUACUGAAGGAAGAGACAGAAAGGCAUGAAAAAGAGCUGACAGAAAGACUGGAUAAAGAAAAUAAAGAGAGAGAGGAGAGGGAAAAGAAAGAAAUGGAGGAGAAAGAGAAGAAAGAAAGAGAAGAGAGGGAGGAGAAAGAGAGAAAAGAAAUAGAAGAGAGGGAGAGAAAAGAUAAAGAAGAAUUGGAGAAGAAGGAAAAAGAAGAGAGAGAUAGGAAGGAGAAAGAAGAAAGGGAGAGGAAAGAAAUAGAAGAGAGGGAGAAGAAGGAGAAAGAAGAAAGAGAGAGGAAAGAAAUAGAAGAGAGGGAGAAGAAGGAGAAAGAAGAAAGGGAGAGGAAAGAAAUAGAAGAGAAGGAGAAGAAGGAGGAAGAAGAAAGGAAGAGGAAAGAAAUAGAAGAGAGGGAGAAGAAGGAGGAAGAAGAAAGGGAGAGGAAAGAAACAGAAGAGAGAGAGAGGAAUGAGAAGGAAGAAAGGGAGAGGGAAGAAAAAGUGAAAGAACAAAUGGAGCAAGAGGAAAGAGAAAGGAAAGAAAGAAUGGAAAAAGAGAGAGCAGAGAAGGAAAAGAUGGAGAUUGAACUCAACAAGGAGAAAGAACAAGAGAAACUGACUCAAUUGGACAAAAUAGUUUCAGACCAGCCAGUAGAAGCCAAAGGAAUGCAGCAGACAGAAAAUGUCUCCAUAAAUCUUGCUGAAGGAAACCUGCCUGAGAAUGCAGAAGCAGAGGUGACAAAAGAGAUACCAGAGACCCACGCUGCAAUUGAAUCUGUGGUGAUGGUCGAAGACGAUUUCAUCACAGUGGUGCAAACCAUCGAUGAAGCUGAAGAACCUGGUCACAGUGUUCGUUUCUCUGCUCCACCUGAGGCUGAAACCCUUUGUGUCGGUGCACGGAAAGAAGAAGAAGAGGCAGAGGAGGAUGAAUCUAUAGAGCUGGCUGAGGAAGCAGAUUUUGAGGCAGCCAGCCUCGAGGAGGUAGGGGACAUUCCUGAAACCCCUGCCUCCCCAGCACAGGAAGCUCAGACCAGAGAAACAGAGGGACGGUCAGAAAGCUACGAUAGAGAUGAAACUACAGUUGAUGACUCCAUCCUUGACAGCUCCUGGGUAGACACACAAGAUGACGAUAGGAGUAUGGCAACAGAGCAGAUUGAGCUUUUACCCAAGGUGCCCAGUCCAGUUAAGAAACCCGCUGUCGUACAGAGUAGUCUGACAAAACAACGAAGUACAGAAAAACAAGAAAAAUCUGUCAAACCCAAAACUAAAGGAGGCCGAACUAAAGGACGCAUCUCCACGCCUGAACGCAAACCUGUUCGCAAGGAGCCCAUCUACAUACCCAGAGAAGAGAUCAAAAAGAAAAAAGCCAUCAUUAAGAAGACUGAUUUCAACAAAAAAGUGGAGACUCAGACUCUGUCUCCGUCCAAGCGGAGCGCCAUGAAGCCAGCAGUCCGUCACACAAGGCCGAUCCAGCAUCACUCCUGCCCAAGAAGGAGACCCACAGAAGCCCUUUCAGACAAUCGCCACCCUCUUAGUGUUGCCAGACAUUCUCGAGACAGAGCAUCAGAUGGUGGGUCACGGAGUCCAGUAAAAAGAUCAUCUGCACCACGUCAUGCCCCUAUUCUGGGUCGCCGUGGCUACCACGAACACGAGGAGAGUUCUACCUCCAUCACCAGCUCUGGAUCGACUGCUCCCCGCAGACCCACAUCAUUUCGCACUGAAAUGAGAGCAGAGCAUAGGAUAGGACGAGCCCCAAGCAUGACAGUUACAGAAUCGGUACGUUCCCGUUCAGCUCGCAGUGGGCACUCCACCCCUCGGACCCCAGGCUCCACAGCCAUCACCCCAGGAACCCCUCCCAGCUACUCGUCAUCUUCAAGAACCCCUGGGACCCCGCGCUCCCUUAGUUUGAUUUCCCAGGAGAGGAAAGUGGCAGUGGUCCGCACCCCACCAAAGUCACCCGCAACCACUCCCAAGCAGCUGCGCAUCAUCAACCAGCCACUGCCUGACUUCAAGAAUGUCAAGUCCAAGAUUGGGUCAACAGAGAAUAUCAAAUACCAGCCAAAAGGAGGACAGGUCCUCAUCCCCAGUGUUAAACUGGGCUAUAGCCAGGUUCAGUCUAGGUGUGGGUCCUUGGACAGGCGGGGUCACUCAGCAGGAGGUGGAAACGUACAAAUACAGAACAAGAAGAUUGACCUGAGCCAUGUGACCUCCAAAUGUGGUUCUCUUGACAACAUUCAUCAUCGACCAGGUGGCGGUAAAGUGCGAAUAGAGUGUGUGAAGUUGGAUUUCAAAGACAAAGCUCAAGCCAAGGUGGGUUCACUGGAGAAUGCACAUCAUAUUCCUGGUGGAGGUCGCAUUAUGAUUGAGAGCCACAGGCUGACAUUUCGUGAGCAUGCAAAAGCCCGUGUUGACCAUGGAGCUGAGAUCAUCGUCCAGUCACCUGAUCUGUCAGGCUCCGUCUCUCCCCACCAUCAGAAGGAAAGCCACCUGUCGUCCUCUGGCAGUCUCAACAUAAUGGAGUCUCCACAGUUAGCAACCUUGGCCAAGGAUGUAAGUGAUGCCUUAGCCAAGCAGAGCUUGUGAACACUGGAUCUCUAGACUCCUGCUGUGCAUCCAAGACACCCUCACCUUUAAGAACUCUUCUGCCCUCUCUCGCCAUCAUGAAACAAAGUGGUUACCAUUGAUGCUCAGCACACAGAGGUCUCCUUAACAUCUUUAUCGCAACAUCCAUCACUAAACUCUAAGCAGAGACUAGACUUAGAAGCUACUGUGUUUUGGUCUUCUAUUUUUAACCUUAAGUAUGUGUUUUUUCUGAUUUGUUUUGUGGAUAUUCCUUUAGGUUUUGAACAAUGUUUUGCAUAGUUAGACUGGGCGUUUGCUCUAGAUUAAGUGGUAUAUCUGUCUACACUGGCUUUACUGGUCUUGGAUCAGCGUGUCGAAGAAGCGACAGCCUUUUUUUCUACUCUAAGCAACUAAAGACAUGGCCUGUACACCAUGCCACCGUUUUUGUUCUUGCUCAGCAAACAUGCAUGAUUGCCAGAUCCCCUAACAAUGAGCAUCUUUACUGUGAGUCAUUAUUGACUCAAUACAUGAUCGGUUUAAAAAUAAUAAUAUAGAGAUCUCUAUAGGAUACAACCUCUUUCCCAUUCACG
Molecule: messenger RNA, 8668 nt
Organism: Gambusia affinis (western mosquitofish)
Lineage: Eukaryota; Metazoa; Chordata; Actinopteri; Cyprinodontiformes; Poeciliidae
Gene: map2
Product: microtubule-associated protein 2
Exons: 12
Coding region: 3474-8099 (1541 amino acids)
Biological process (GO): neuron projection development; microtubule cytoskeleton organization
Cellular component (GO): neuron projection
Molecular function (GO): microtubule binding
Source: RefSeq, a predicted model, not a curated record